CGGAUCCUUUCCCUUCCGUGGGGAAAUGUGGGCGGCUGGCAACGUUAAGGUUGGCGAUUGCUUGGCUGCCGCUUCCGUCACUCUGAGACGGUACUUGAAAUUGAGGGCGAUCAUGGCAAAGAGCAAGUUCGAGUAUGUGCGAGAUUUCGAGGCUGACGACACAUGCCUGGCCCACUGCUGGGUGGUGGUGCGGCUGGACGGCAGGAAUUUCCAUCGGUUUGCUGAGAAGCACCACUUUGCAAAACCUAACGACAGCCGUGCUCUCCACUUAAUGACCAAAUGUGCCCAGACAGUAAUGGAAGAACUAGAGGAUAUUGUGAUUGCAUAUGGACAGAGUGAUGAGUACAGCUUUGUGUUCAAGCGGAAGAGCAAUUGGUUUAAAAGAAGAGCCAGUAAGUUCAUGACUCACGUGGUCUCCCAGUUCGCCUCCAGCUUUGUGUUUUAUUGGCGGAGUUACUUUGAAGACCAGCCUCUUCUGUAUCCCCCAGGCUUUGAUGGAAGAGUCGUGGUGUAUCCUAGCAACCAGACCUUAAAGGACUACCUGAGCUGGCGGCAAGCAGACUGUCACAUCAACAAUCUUUAUAAUACAGUUUUCUGGGCACUUGUACAGCAGUCUGGAUUAACACCAGUACAAGCUCAAGCGAGACUACAGGGAACUCUUGCAGCAGACAAGAAUGAGAUUUUAUUUUCUGAAUUCAACAUCAACUAUAACAAUGAGCCAGUGAUGUACAGGAAGGGGACUGUGUUGAUAUGGCAGAAGGUGGAUGAAGUCACAACAAAAGAAGUUAAGCUGCCAGCAGAAAUGGAAGGGAUGAAGAUGGUGGUGACUCGGACCAGAACUAAGCCCGUACCCUUACACUGCGAUGUCAUCGGGGAUGCUUUCUGGAAGGAACAUCCAGAGAUCCUGGAUGAAGACAGCUGACCCUUUGCCUUUCAAUCCUGGCAUGCUUGACCAUGCAGAGCCCUCCAAGCCUCCUGGUCUUAGGUGCCCCUAGCAUCUCUGCAUCCUUGGAAGCGACAUGACUCUGGUUGGGAGGGGAGCAAGGAACGGGAGGAUGGAUGUGGGUGGUGUAUCGUGUUCUGCUUUAAGUGGAACACCUUUUUUUGCAGUGUUGAAACAUGGUUCCUUUGGUUGAAAUGCAGUUUUACAAAAUCGUGGUACUAUUUUUAUAAAGCAAGAACUAUUUUAUGCCUUGCAGAAUGAAUCAUUUUUAGAUUAUGGCAUAAGUCUCAUAAAAACCUGUCAUGCUCUUUUCACCUUGAUGGAAGAUGAGCCCAAACUUUACUCUCACUCACCUGUUCAUAAACGGAGAUGCCAGUGACCUUGAUAAUCUCACCUCUUGCAUCAUCUGCUUGGAUUCAUCUUUGGCCGACCUGGAGUGAAUAUGGAUUGAUGCCUGCCUGAUGCCUCUGAAUUCAGGAACUCCAGGACCAACUCAGGGCUUUGGGCCUUUCUCCAAGUUGGCACCUUGGGCUGAACAAGAGUUGUAGUUGGAUGUCCUUGUGUAAACAUUCUGCAGAUUGAGUUGGUGGAGUUGUCGGCAUGAUCAUCGUCAUCUUGCCAGGGCAAUGAUUCCAAGGCCAUUUACCUCUUUCUAAAAAGAAAGAAAAUUAUGUGUCUUUAUGAGAGCAAAAACUUGUGAAAAUAGAUGGAGGAGGAAGAAACAUUUACCCUCUGUCCUCUAGAUACUUCAGUUUGAAAAGUCACCUCCCUGAUAUUCUCUUUUAGCCACGGCAGGUUAAAGGAUCCAGCCUUGUCACUGCGGCGGCUCAGGUUGUUGCUAUAGCACAGGUUCAAUCCCUGGCCCAGGAACUUCCAUGGGCGUAACCAAAAACAAAACUAAGUCACCUCCCUGUUGGACCGACUGAAAAAGAUUCUCAGUAGCCUCUGUAUAAUCAGAAUAAUGACAUUUGAAUUAGAGAGCAGAGGGAGCCCACACUCCCCUUGAGGUCACGGGUGGCACAGGAGUCCUAGUCAUUCCACCUGUAGCUGGGCCAGUGGCGUUGGGUGAGGAGCAGCGGGAAUUGCAUGUUGUCAGGAUGUUGGCCUCUGAAGGGGGAGGAAGUGGGGGUACAUGGUGAGAGAACUCAUAUUUCCUUUUGUCCUCAUUUCAUAUUUUAGAAGAAUAAGAUUAAUUUGACUCUAUAAAGAACUAAUUAAGAGACAGCCCACAUCCCAGUGCCUGGUCUUACACUGUAGAAUUUACAGCCAAGAAAAUGUAUUUUUGAAAGGGCAAUGGCUGGUUUCAUCCCUCACUAAUUGACACCCCAUCUGUCUACACCUUUUUUUCCCUUCCUGAUAUCCUUCACAGGAAUAGGAGAUGUGGCUUAUGUUUGGUAAUUGAUAAAAUAUCUUUUGAGAGAAAAUAAUAAAGGUUUCAACUCCCUUGGCCUAAA
Phacochoerus africanus (Common warthog) is the source of this 2397-nucleotide messenger RNA. RefSeq names its product tRNA-histidine guanylyltransferase 1 like (gene THG1L). The record is from RefSeq and is a predicted model, not a curated record. Gene Ontology annotation, molecular function: magnesium ion binding; tRNA guanylyltransferase activity. Gene Ontology annotation, biological process: tRNA modification. NCBI's taxonomy places the organism in Eukaryota, Metazoa, Chordata, Mammalia, Artiodactyla, Suidae. The transcript is spliced from 6 exons. Bases 26 to 922 code for a protein of 298 amino acids.